Molecule: messenger RNA, 1817 nt
Organism: Megalopta genalis
Lineage: Eukaryota; Metazoa; Arthropoda; Insecta; Hymenoptera; Halictidae
Biological process (GO): interstrand cross-link repair
Cellular component (GO): Fanconi anaemia nuclear complex
Source: RefSeq, a predicted model, not a curated record
ACAUUUCAAAUAUACAGCACAGAUGAUUCUUACCGUUUUCGCGAUAAGAAUAAUGUAACGUAACUAUCGGUAAGGAUAAAGUAAUGUUUAGGCGAUAGUGGCGCGCCUCUAACUGUCUCUUACUCUCGAGGCGAGAGUACGGGUCCAUCAAGAUACAAAUGACUCAUGAUUCACGAGCGUCAGCACCAAUUAGCCUAGUGGCGCAAAACUCUCAAACUCAACUGCUAACCAAAUUUACACAAGCGAUACAUAGUACAUAUGUAUGUAACUCCUCUUAUAAAGCGCUUAAACUAUUAGCCGAUUACAAUACCGACCAGUAAGAGCGCUGUGAUGGGAAUGUGAAAUGUGAAUAUUGUGGAUGUACACAACAUAAUAACGAAGUGAUAGGGGUAGUGAAGAAGAAAGUAAUACAAGUGUCUCAAAAAAUUGCCUGACUCCGUUGAUCGAGGGCUGAUUUGAACAAAUAUUUUUCUUUUAGCUUACUCACUGUUAUCAUUCGUGAAGAUUCCCGAAGUUUGAGACAGCAUUUAAUUCAGCAUAUUUAAUUCAUUUUCAGUAGGAAACGUGCAACAGAAAUUUUUUUAUAAGAAAUUAAUAAUUCAAUAAUUAAUUUUUUAUCGAAAUCAUGAACAGAAAUAAUACUUUAAAAUAUUACGUAUUGUCUCAGUAUAUUGUAGAGGAAGUAGAAUCGGUUAAAGAAGAAUUGUCAAAGAAUGUUCAUCAGACCGAUCCUUUGUGGGCCAUUGUAGCAGGAAAGGAGAAAAGUGAAGUACACAUAGAAGAAAUAACUACAGAUGAUGAAGAUGAUGACAACGAUUUAUCUAAAACAGCCGAUUCUACUCAAUUUCCAUCUACUCAAUUUUAUUUUACACAAUUUGGCAAUGAUUUUGAAAGGGAUAUUAUACAAAAAUGUGAUAUUGUAGAAUAUCUUUUGGAAAAUUUAGAACGUCCCAUUGGGAAGUUAGAUGUAAAUUUAUUGGAAAAUUUACAGGACGAAGAAUUUGUAGAGGUUGUUUGCGAUUUAGAAAAGAAAUUGAGCACGACAGGUACCUACAACGUUUGUCACUCAUUGAAUAAUAUGAGUAUAGAAGAAAGAAUGAAAUAUGCAUCAGUUUUUUAUACUUACUUACUAUUACCAAAGAUAAUCUUUAUGGAAGAGCCAUCGAGACUCUUAUUGUCUGCUAUUAUAGAAAGCGUACAAAAAUUCCCAGAUGACAUUCAAAAAUUAAUUUUUAUUCCUCUGUUAAAUGUCGAUUUAAAAGAUACAACAAUUGUCAAUAUUAUAACACAUACUUUUGAACAUGGACGAAGUCUUGUUCUAAUCAUGGAAUACUUGUCGCACGUGAAAGAACUUAAGCUAUGGCAUCUUCCUGUUUUGGAUAAUUUAAUAUCUGUGAAACUAGACGAUGUAACAAAAGAUAAAUUCAUACAACUAUUAUCUGAAAAGGCACUCGAUUUUUCUAGAGAGAAAAAUUUUGGAAAACUUUUACUGUUGUUCAUAAAAGUAAAUUUGAAUUUUUCUGACCAGCAGAAAUUCUUAAUGCAGGAAAUUGCUAAUAUAAAUCAAACAUUUUUCAAAAAACCCAUACAAAACCUGUUAAAAGUCCUAUAAUAAAUUGUUUAUUACAAAAGAAGACAAACAUAAUUGUUCUUUUGAUUUUGUUCAUUUAGCUUUGCAACUUAUUAGCUUUAACAUUGUUUUGCAAAGUUACAAUAUGAGUUAUUUAAAUUGUAUGUAACACAAAAUGUUACUAAUGCAUUAUUCUGGAGUGCGUAUAAGGUAGUAGUGUGAAAUAAAUAAAUAGUAUUGGAAGAAA